AUGGACAAAGUGGUGGCUGAUAAUGGCAAUGGUCUGUCGUGGCAGGAAGUGCAAGAGAUAUGUGGCCAGCUGGAAGGAAUGUUCCAUAAUGAUGCACCCAAAGAUGCACACCGUCUGCGUGUGCUGAUACAGAAACGCAAAGACAUUGCCAACACCUUUUACACCCGCCAGAGCUCGACUCAGAAAUUGCUCGCUCACCUGCGCGCAAACUUGAACGAAUGGGAGGAGAAGGAACAAGCAGCCAAGGAACGGAAUGAGCAGCUGCACAAGCGUCUGCAGGAGUUAGACGCCAUUAAAAGAGACAUGACUUUGCAGCUCGACCGUUUUCGAUUGAACGAACAAUAUCCUUGGUCGCUGGAUGUAUUGCUGGAGAAAUAUGAAGAGGCGAGACAGGAGUUGUUACAGUUUAAUGCUGCUCAUCAGAACGAUAUUCCAGUGGCAAAAAACCAAAUGAGUCUUUAUGCUUCGGUGACAGGAAUUCGAUGGGACUUUAGUGACUCGAAGGUUGCUGGAGAUAUUCACGUACCUUCAAAGCAACGUAUUAUCCGAUUUGAGAUCGAUCCAUCCACGGAUCAGUUUACUGCCGCAAAUUCACUAUGGGACAAGAUUGAUGAGGCUUUUGAUGAGACGGACAGUAAUCUUUAG
Molecule: messenger RNA, 645 nt
Organism: Peronospora farinosa
Lineage: Eukaryota; Oomycota; Peronosporomycetes; Peronosporales; Peronosporaceae
Source: the annotation of a GenBank genome assembly